AUGGAUCCGUCUUUGGGUCCCAAAGUUGUUAAGAGAUCUGAUGAGAUGCUACGAGACUUUCAAUUAAACGCUGGACAUCGUCUUGGGGAGCUGCAAUAUUCUUCCACACCAACCGGAGAGUUGGCACUCUGCCUUGGGCCAGAGUCUGCUUCGGUUUCGCCUAUAAAUAGACCUCGUCUUUCGAACGAAAUUCUCAUCCAGCAUCAGAACAAUCCUCCUAUCUACUACAGCAACAGAAGCAAUCAUCAAAGAAGCCUCUAUUCGACUGCUCCUAAUCAUAAUUUAUAUCAAGCUUUGAGGCGAGGAACUCAUUCGAUUUAUCAGAAUGCUUUCAUCCAAUUUUAUAAGGCUUGCAUGCCUUCUCUCGAUCAUUGGAGGCGCAAUUUCGCGACCGCAACCUGUACCUCAGCUGGAAUCAGAAGAGCGGCCCACCCACACCCUCCAGCUGACACUGCAGCGCCACCACCACCUCUCGAUACCCCAGCUCCUCCCCCAGCCAGCGAUGACAAGCCACCGUCCCCCCCAGGUACCGAACCUGGACAACCAGGAGCAAGAAAGAAGCCGGGCAAAGAUGCUAAGCCUGUGGGUCCACCGCGUGCGCCAGAUGCCAAGCCUGACCGUCCACCGGGCCCACCAGGCGCCAACCCGGACGCUCCGGGGAUGGAUGCGGGGCCACCCCCUUCUCUGGACCCCCAGGCACCAGCAGAACCAGUGCCGGGCCCUGGGGCUCCUCCCCCACCUGGACCGAUGACUCCUGGCAAAAACGCUGGUUUACCGCCUCCUCCGGACGCCCCAGGACCGCCGGGCAAGAACGCCGGCCCACCUGGAAAGAAUGCUGGUGGACCCGGAAAGAAUGCUGGUCCACCUGGAAAGGAAGCUGGUCCCCCUGGAAAGGAAGCUGGUCCCCCUGGGAAGGAGGCCGGUCAACCCGGGAAGAACGCCGGUCCAGUCGGCCCACCUCCACCGGAUGCGGAAAAGAACCCAUUAACCCCGACAAAGGGUGAGCCGGCUAACAAAAAUCCCGAACCUAAAAAGCCCGACGGAUCUCGAGCUCCUCCUGAUGGCGGAAAGAAGAAGGGAGAUGAGCAGGGCACUGGUGAUAAACAGUCUUCAGCUUCCGACCUCUCAGGCUCAGUCCUGACCCCUGGAUUCUCCCUUCUUUUGGCAGGGAUAGUGUCUCUUCUUGCUUAGAUUUUUCUUGUUU
Molecule: messenger RNA, 1204 nt
Organism: Puccinia graminis f. sp. tritici CRL 75-36-700-3
Lineage: Eukaryota; Fungi; Basidiomycota; Pucciniomycetes; Pucciniales; Pucciniaceae
Exons: 4
Coding region: 1-1191 (396 amino acids)
Source: RefSeq, a predicted model, not a curated record